AUGGAGUCGGAGUGGGACCCACUGAGAGUGCUGGGGGCGGUGACAGCCGUGUGCCUGCUGCUGUGGGCGGCUUGGGGGGUGGGCUGCACAGUCUACGUGUACCUGCUGCCCCAGGUACGUCGGGGUGCCCCUUGGCUCAGGGCGCACGGAGCCUGGGCAGUGUUGACGGGAGCCACCAGUGGUAUCAGCAGGGCCUAUACACACGAGCUCGCCCGAAGAGGUCUGAACAUCGUUCUCAUCGGUCGAAACCUGAGCAAGCUGAAGCAUGAGGUGAAGGAGAUAGAGCAACUUCAUGGUAGGGUCACUAGAGUCAUCCAGGCAGACUUCACCGGUGGCUUGGAGAUCUAUGAGGCCAUUGAGACAGGACUGAAGGACCUGGAGAUUGGAGUCCUGGUGAACAAUGUGGGCAUGCUGUACGCAAAACAGCCAAGUAAACUGCUCGACUGUGAGAACGACGCCAAAAGACUCUCAGAUCUUAUAAACUGCAACAUCAUGUCCGUGGCCCAGAUGACCGCAAUCGUCCUGCCCCAGAUGGUCUCCAGGAGCAAAGGCAUCAUCAUCAAUGUCUCUUCAAUUCUUGGCAAGAAACCCAAUCCGCUCUUCUCAGCGUACUCAACUUCUUAAGACCUCGCUCUCCCUCCUCCGCAGGCCUUUGUGCGGAGCUUCUCCCAGGCAGUGGGCGCAGAAUAUUUCGCUGAGGGAGUCCUCGCUCAGACAGUGAACCCCUGCCUGGUCGAAUCAAAUAUGACCUAUGACACGAAAUAUCGGAUGGCUGUAAUGAAUUCUGAAGACUACGCUCGCCAGGCGUUGGACACCCUUGGCCUCACCUCCCAAACUUCUGGGUGCCUCAGUCACGCUGUGCAGGUCCGCUAG
Molecule: messenger RNA, 873 nt
Organism: Phyllostomus hastatus (greater spear-nosed bat)
Lineage: Eukaryota; Metazoa; Chordata; Mammalia; Chiroptera; Phyllostomidae
Product: very-long-chain 3-oxoacyl-CoA reductase-B-like
Cellular component (GO): endoplasmic reticulum
Molecular function (GO): oxidoreductase activity
Source: RefSeq, a predicted model, not a curated record